UCCCUCCGCGAGAAAGCUGAGCUUCUACCCGAAGAGUCCAACUCUGUACUCAUGGUGACGGUGCGGUGCUACACCACCUCUGAAAAAAAGCUCUCCUGGAGUCAUCGCUGAAGUUCUUUUUGCAGCUGGACUGGAGGAGCUCUGGUUUUUAUUCGCCCUCGUUAUGCGUAAAAAGGCGCACCGCCGCUCGUCGUGACGCAGCGUCGCCGUCUUUGGAUGUACAACUUUUUCCCGUGAAAAAAUAUUUACAAACGACAACUUGUUCCCAAUGAGGAUUAUAAAUACCAUGAGGAUUCUGUGGGUGUUUGUAUUUUGCUUCCUUGACGUAUCAGAUGCUGUGAUCGACUUGACGAUGAUAUCCACGGCGGAGGUCACCAACGUCAACCACUUCUCCAUCUCUUGUAUCAAUGGAGAGCGCAACCCCGACCAGGUGGAGCUGGACAUCAAGAAAGACAAUAAGAUCCUCAUCUUCCCCAAGAAACCACAUUUCAAAGUACACAAGCCCCGGAACAGGGAGGCGGUGGCCAGAGACUUCCGAGAUCUGGGUCACAUCGGCAUCUUCUACUGCGAAUCCACCCAGGAGGUUCCCCCGCUGGAGACGGCCACGAUGAUCAAUAACUUUGGCAGAGCUAAUUUUGUCCCGACACACUUGACACUGACUGCCAACAAAGGGGAGACGGUUCACCUCAGCAUGCAGCUGCUCAGCUCCCAGAAGAGAGACGUGACCUGGAAGUACAACGGAAACUACUAUUAUAUGACUCACUGGAACGACAUGGUCAACCGCACGGCCGUGCUCUCGGUGGAGAACGCAGAUUUCGCCAAUCAAGGCAUCUACAGCGCCAGCUACGUGGGAGACAUCCCCAUCCAGGGCGCCUGGAUGAGGCUCAUUGUCAGAGAUUGUCCCGGUAAGAAGUGGGGACCUAACUGCGACAAGGACUGUCCGGAGUGUCUCAACGGCGGAGUGUGUCACGAUGUGGACGGAGACUGUAUCUGUCCUCCGGGAUUCAUGGGGACGCGCUGUGAGACAGCCUGCAGAGAAGGAAUGUUUGGCCGUAACUGCCAGGAGUCGUGUGGCUCGGAGCUGAAAUGCAAGGGCCUUCAGUUCUGCCUGCCGGACCCUUACGGCUGCUCCUGCGCCAGCGGCUGGUUUGGGAGCCGCUGUGAGAAAGACUGCGAUAACGACAUGUACGGACCGGACUGCAGGCUGAGCUGUAAAUGCCAGAACGGAGGCGUUUGCAACCGCUUCAGUGGCUGCCAGUGUCCCACAGGGUGGAGGGGGCAGAACUGUGAGAAGUCUGACCGGGCCCCACAGAUCUUGGAUCUGGAUAGUAAUCUGGAGUGGAAUCUGAACUCCAGCCCCAAGAUCUUGUGUUCGGCCACCGGCAACCCGCUGCCCAGCCACAACAGCAUUGAGCUGCGGAAGUUGGACAGCACCGUCCUCAAGGCUUCUCGGACUGUCAUGGACUCAAAUAAGAGCACGGCCCUGUUUGAAAUCCCUCGUCUCACUGCUCAACAAGGGGGGCUGUGGGAGUGCCGGGUGUCCACUAAUGGAGGCCAGGACUCGCGCAAGUUCAACCUCACCAUUAAAGAGCCCCCGGUUCCCACUACUGCUCCCAAACUGCUGGAGAAAAUGAGCAAGCAGCUGCUGGUGAUGCCCGUGGAUUCCCACAGAGGAGACGGCCCCAUCGUCUCCACCAGGCUCCUCUACAAGCCCGUGGAGAACGGAGACUCCUGGUCCUCCAUCAUAGUGUAUAGUGACAAGGAGCUGAUCACGCUGAUGAACCUGGAGCCCUCCACACGCUACCGCGUCCGCGUCCAGCUGAGUCGCUCUGGGGAAGGCGGAGAGGGGGCCCCGGGGCCGGAGGCCAUCAUGGAGACCGAUUGUCCAGAGCCCACAGUUCAACCUGAGAUUGACAUCAGCUCGGUGGAAGGCCGCAAUGCCACCGUGCGCUGGCGGCUGCCCGCCAACAACGGCGUUAACGCCGGCACGGCCAGUGGCUUUUUAGUGCGUCUCUUCGGGCCUCCGCCCGCGAGUGAGAAGCUGCUGGAGGAGACCACCCUGCUCACUGUGCUCUCCACAAAGUUCCACAACAUGAAGUACCAGCAGGACUACGCGGUGGUGGUGCGCCUCAUCAACUGUGGCAGCCAGGGGCCGCCCUCCAAGCCCUACCUGUUCCGCAUCAACAGCCAGGGUCCGUCAUCCCCACGCAACAUCCAGGCCCUGCCCUUGUCCACGUCGGCCAUCCAGGUGAGAUGGCAGCCCCCCGAAGACCCCAACGGAGGCAUCGUCAAAUACAUCAUCGAGUAUCAGCCGGUGGGCCGAGGGACGCCGCACCCUUGGGUGGACACGGACGACGGAAACAAGACCGCCAAAGACGUGACGGCGCUCAACGGCAGCACGCUCUACCAGUUCAGAGUCAGGGCGUUCUCCAAAGUGCCGGGAGAGUGGAGCAAGAUUGUUCAGGCGAUGACCCAAGGGGACGGCCUUAAGAGUUUGCCCCCGACCACCCAGGGUGUGGCCGGGAGGCCCGCCGGGGACAACUACCAGCUGCUGGUGGCCGUGGUGGGCUCGGUAACCGUCACCUGCGUCACCAUCCUGCUGGCGCUGUUGGCUCUCUUCUUCAUCCGCAAGACGAUGCUCAGCCGCCGGCGCACCUUCACCUACCAGUCUGGAUCCGGUGAGGAGACCAUCCUGCAGUUCAACUCGGGAACUCUGACCCUGACACGGAGGCCCAAACCGACACCGGAGCCCCUGACCUAUCCCAUCCUGGAGUGGGAGGACAUCAAGUUUGAAGACGUCAUUGGAGAGGGCAACUUCGGCCAGGUCAUCAAAGCCAUGAUCAAGAAGGACGGCAACAAAAUGAGCGCAGCCAUCAAGAUGCUGAAAGAGUUUGCCUCAGAGAAUGACCACCGGGACUUUGCAGGCGAGCUGGAGGUUCUGUGUAAACUGGGCCAGCAUCCGAACAUCAUCAACCUGAUCGGAGCCUGUGAGAACAGAGGUUACCUGUACAUAGCUAUCGAAUACGCCCCCUACGGCAACCUUCUGGACUUUCUGAGGAAGAGUCGAGUGUUGGAGACCGAUCCUGCCUUUGCCAAGGAGCAUGGCACUGCUUCCACCCUCACGUCCCAGCAGCUGCUGCAGUUCGCCGUCGACGUGGCAACCGGGAUGCACUAUUUAAGUGACAAACAGUUCAUCCACAGGGAUCUGGCAGCCAGGAAUGUUCUCGUAGGAGACAGCCUCGUGGCGAAGAUAGCAGACUUUGGCCUGUCCCGUGGCGAGGAAGUUUACGUUAAGAAGACAAUGGGGCGGCUGCCCGUACGCUGGAUGGCCAUCGAGUCCCUGAACUACAGCGUGUACACGACCAAGAGCGACGUGUGGUCUUUCGGUGUUCUCCUCUGGGAAAUUGUGAGCUUAGGUGGCACACCAUACUGUGGGAUGACGUGCGCCGAGCUUUAUGAAAAGCUGCCCCAAGGCUUCAGGAUGGAGAAACCCAAAAACUGUGAUGACGAGAUCUAUGAGCUGAUGAAACAGUGCUGGAGGGAUCGGCCCUACGAGAGACCCCCCUUCUCCCAGGUCUCCGUCCAGCUCAACCGGAUGCAGGAGGCCAGGAAGGCUUACGUGAACAUGGCUCUCUUUGAGAACUUCACCUACGCCGGGAUCGACGCCACGGCCGAGGAGGCCUGACCACCAGCCCCCCCAGACCCGAGCGUUCCACGUAGCCUCCAUAGGAACAGGUCCCGAGGACGGUCGCCACGUUACUGCCACCACCCCCCCGCCGCCGCCGCUCGACGCCACGACAGGAGGACCAGGCGCUCUGCCAAAGCCGCCCGGCUAUAGACGGAGGACUGUGAAAGGACACUGUGUGUGGCGGUAUCGGAGGCGUUAGGAGAUGAGGAAGUCUCGACGGAUCGAUGAGAUUCCUACCGACCUUUUUGGGACCCCAAUGACUCCAAAAGCAGUCCCAGAAAAAAAAGGCACAUCAUUGUUACCUCUUGGUGUUUCCAAAGUUACAAUGCUGGACCCUUUUCUCUGACUGUUUUAGGGGACGCAGCAUAAAUAAGGAGCUAUGUGACUUGCUAAAAACACCACAGGGUCUGUGGGGAUGUCGACGCAGGACUUUAUCUUACCUCCAUUGGUCUGAAUGGAGAAGGAAUUUCUUCUUUUUUGAAGAUGAAAUUCAAAAAGGAGACAGUGUGAAUCACACAUAUUCAAGAUCUCAGACUGCUAGAAAAAGGAGGGAAGGAUCAUACAUUGUAUAGCACUUAAAGCAGCCUCAUUCAUGCCAAUCGGUGUAUUUUACAGUUUGCCUAUCACUGCCAUGUGAAUGUAACUACUACUGUAUAUAUUUUGUAUCAAAGCCUCCUAAUUGAAUGUAGUCAACGAUAUAAAAUGACAUAAAUGCAACACGGCAGAUGCUCUAUGUGUGACAAGUUGUUUGGAAAAUGUUACCAACACAGAGCAGAUACAUAGCUAGUCUGCUAGCUACCAACAUGGUAGUUUAUCUUUAACACUAUGCAAGCUAACGCAACGUAUGGUAAUGUAUCUUUUAUAUGAGAAUGUAUUUUUUCUUCAUUUACUGGUUCCUUGAAUAAAGGUUUUGUGUGGUGA
Molecule: messenger RNA, 4609 nt
Organism: Pseudoliparis swirei
Lineage: Eukaryota; Metazoa; Chordata; Actinopteri; Perciformes; Liparidae
Gene: tie1
Product: tyrosine kinase with immunoglobulin-like and EGF-like domains 1
Exons: 24
Coding region: 269-3685 (1138 amino acids)
Biological process (GO): cell surface receptor protein tyrosine kinase signaling pathway; protein phosphorylation; multicellular organism development
Cellular component (GO): signaling receptor complex
Molecular function (GO): protein binding; ATP binding; transmembrane receptor protein tyrosine kinase activity
Source: RefSeq, a predicted model, not a curated record